This is a messenger RNA of Chaetomium globosum CBS 148.51, 525 nucleotides long. RefSeq lists its product as uncharacterized. Bases 1 to 525 code for a protein of 174 amino acids. The transcript has 4 exons. Lineage: Eukaryota; Fungi; Ascomycota; Sordariomycetes; Sordariales; Chaetomiaceae. The record is from RefSeq and is a predicted model, not a curated record.
AUGUCUGCGCAACUUACGGGAUUCCCUACCCUCAAGCCGGCCUUCGUGAUCAAGGCCAAUAUUGGGGCUGUCAGUCCUGUGGGGCUGAUCCACACGGGUUCCACGUCUCUGCAUUUCGAGGUCACUUCCGGCACCAUCGAGACCGUGCCCGGGUUUGAGCCCGCGUUCAAGGCCGAGGUCAAGUUCGCGGCAGACUGGUUCACCAUCGACCAUGACAAGAAGAAUGGCCGCGUCGACAUCCGUUGCAUUGCCAAAACCGCCGAGGGCCAUGCCAUCGAUCUCCGCAGCCAAGGCGUCAUCGAACUGGCCCCUCCCAUGGCGAAGAUCUUCUCUAUGGAUCCCGAGAUGAAGACCACGCCCUUCGGAUACACAACCGCGUGGGCAACGAUGACUGUUGCCGACCCCGCCCUGAAGUCUCUGGAGAGCAGCACCUUUGUCGGCAACUCGCGCAUUAUUGUGGCCGAGACUGGCAUCACCAUCGAGGUCAGGCAGUCACUUGUGGUUCCCUCCACCGUUGAUGAGUAA